AGAAGUUCUACUGUAGAACGUAGAAGAAGAAGAACAGGAUGUUCUACGUCUCUGCAACACAUCGCUGGAGCUAGGGAUGCCAGACUCACGAAGGCGUCUGGUGCCAACGCCAUCGGAGCAGUUCGAAGUGAGAAAUCCUGCAAGGCAAAUCCCUUAUACUGCGCUUUUGACCAUUGCUGUCCUAUGGGGAACAGUCAUCUUUGCUCCGGUCGCGUACUUCUGGUUGGGUCUCUACCUUCACGGGGCUACCGAUGAACCACGGGAAGUAACAACGGCGGACAUCUGGAGUGUAUAUAUGGGCAUCGAAAAUACAGAAGCGUCCCACCCAAGUGACAGUGGAGGAAUUACACAAGCUGUAAACAAGACAUCUUCCAUCGGAACCAAUACGAAGGCCUCCAGUCAGCCGUCAAGUCCGUCAACAGAGUCACCCACUCAGUCUAGGCGAUUUUCCGCAAAGCUCAAGGCUACGCCUGCACGGACAAUUCCUCCCACCGUUCGUGUACGAACAGUCCCUGGUACCACUCCGACGUCAACCAGCAGGAGGAGGAUCAGAACACUUUCUUCAAAGCACGCGACGAUACGAACCUUUAGAACUCGCCGCACUGUCCACACGUCAACGGGAAGACGGAGACGGAGCACUCGGAGUACUCGGAGCACGACCCCGUCAAUUGAAGAGUUACCCACGUACACGGGUGAUUUCGACAUUGAGGAACCCGAUUUUAUGGUGAGGAGCUAUCCCAUCCCUGUGAAGCAAGCAGGCGUCAUCUUCUCCACAGUGACUUCUUUAUUGCGGCUGCAGCUGAAUAAUUCGACGUAACGACUUCAGGAGAAGCCGCGGUCAACGAAUAUGUAUUGUGCAUGUUUCAUAUUACCUUAUACAGAGAAUGUGACUUUGUUCUAUAAAUAGCGGUUCCAAAUG
Messenger RNA from Ornithodoros turicata, 919 nucleotides. RefSeq lists its product as uncharacterized. The record is from RefSeq and is a predicted model, not a curated record. The coding region runs from base 77 to 817 and encodes 246 amino acids. The transcript is spliced from 3 exons. NCBI's taxonomy places the organism in Eukaryota, Metazoa, Arthropoda, Arachnida, Ixodida, Argasidae.